Messenger RNA from Parnassius apollo (apollo), 378 nucleotides. NCBI's taxonomy places the organism in Eukaryota, Metazoa, Arthropoda, Insecta, Lepidoptera, Papilionidae. The record is from the annotation of a GenBank genome assembly.
AUGAAAGAAAUCAGUGAGCGUCAAUUGCCUUGUGAUGUACAGACGGAUGCUAUUGACCUGGAGUCAAUACGCGCAUUUUUCAAUGAGAAGGAGAAAGAGCUAUCGGUGGCGGUGGCAAAGGUGGAAGAGCUGACGCGGCAAUUGGAAGAACUGCGAAGAGGAAGGGUGCAACCUGCACCACCAUCUGCCCAGGAGCUCGAUAAACUACUUCGGGAGCUUAUGUAUCGCAAUAAGCUGAACGAGCAACAGAACAUAAGGCUGUUAGCCCAGCGGGCGGCACUGGGUGCCCGGCAGGAAGAGAUGCGUAGCAUCGACCGACGCGUCUCCGAGCUGCAGGCACGCCUCUUGAGGAAACGGGCCGCACCAGUAGUUCAAUAG